Molecule: messenger RNA, 1603 nt
Organism: Daphnia magna
Lineage: Eukaryota; Metazoa; Arthropoda; Branchiopoda; Diplostraca; Daphniidae
Product: probable pyruvate dehydrogenase E1 component subunit alpha, mitochondrial
Biological process (GO): pyruvate decarboxylation to acetyl-CoA
Cellular component (GO): intracellular membrane-bounded organelle
Molecular function (GO): pyruvate dehydrogenase (acetyl-transferring) activity
Source: RefSeq, a predicted model, not a curated record
UCAGGCAACGCUGUUUCUUCUCUGCCGACAUAAAUUUUUUUCACGAUUCGCAGGUUAUCCCGAAGACUUUUUCGACCCAUUAAGAGAGUUGAAAAUAGUAUCCGGGUUUUUGCUGUGUGCUUCGUUGUAUAAAUAACAAAGAACAAACCUCGAAAAUGUUUUCGGUUACACUGAGGUGUCUUGGAAGACAGGUGCACCAGCAAAACGUAUCUCUUGCACCGCUCUUCACCUACUCCAAGAAUGGGCUGAACACUGAGGCAACUUUUGACACCAAGCCCUUCAAACUGCACAAGUUAGAAGAAGGACCAGCCACAACCGUGACACUUUCUAGACAAGAUGCCCUAAAGUACUACAAAGAUAUGCAAAUGAUCCGAAGGAUGGAAACAGCGGCCGGUAAUUUAUACAAGGAGAAAAUUAUUCGAGGAUUUUGUCACCUUUAUUCUGGACAAGAAGCUUGCUGUGUCGGUAUGAGAGCCUCAAUGAGGUCCUAUGAUGCAGUGAUUACAGCUUACCGAGCUCACGGAUGGACCUACAUAAUGGGCGUUGACGCAGUCGGAGUUCUUGCCGAGCUAACUGGACGCAGUACCGGCUGUGCACGAGGCAAAGGUGGCUCAAUGCACAUGUACGUCAAGAACUUUUACGGUGGCAAUGGAAUCGUUGGGGCCCAACAACCCUUGGGUGCCGGUAUCGCAUUAGCUCUCAAAUAUCAAGGAACCGAUGGAGUUUGUUUGACCCUGUACGGUGAUGGCGCAGCCAAUCAAGGCCAGCUCUACGAGGCCAUGAACAUGGCGCAAUUGUGGAAAUUACCCGUUAUCUUUAUCUGCGAGAACAACGGCUACGGCAUGGGUACGUCGGUGGACCGUGCUUCUGCCAGCACAGCUUACUACACCCGCGGAGACUACGUCCCAGGAAUUUGGGUGGACGGAAUGGACGUUUUGGCUGUGCGCGAAGCAACUCGUUUUGCCAUUGAUCAUUGUGCAACUGGUAAAGGACCUAUGGUUAUGGAAGUCGUUACUUAUCGCUAUUCCGGUCACUCCAUGUCCGAUCCGGGAACGUCAUACCGUUCUCGUGAUGAAAUUCAAGAAGUCCGACAGACUCGCGACCCCAUUACGGGAUUCCGCGAGCGUAUGCUGUCCACCGACUUGGCCACUGCCGAUGAGCUCAAGGAUAUCGACCAAAACGUUCGUCAAGUCAUUGACGACGCUGUCAAGCGAGCCAAAUCCGACAAGGAAAUUGGCUUAGAUGAAUUAACGGCAGACAUUAUGAGCAAUCCUAUCGACACACGAGUCCGUGGUGUCACGGCUUUCGAUACGCUAACGCACAAGCGUAUUGGCCCUGCUGUCAACAGCUAAAUUUCUGAAUUUGCCGAUUCCUAUACCUUCCAAGUUAGUAGGACUUGGUCAGUUGGGAAAACAGAAGACCAGCAGCUAAGUAUGGGUGGAGUUGUUGAGUGUACGACGCGAGGCCAUAGUUGUUAGUAAAUCGAAUGUUAAUAUCUUGUAAAUCUCUGUCACAGCUUUGAUUGUUAACAUUUCACACAAGACAAAACUGAAUAACCAAUAAAGAUCUGUACCAAGAUCAAUACAUUAGUGAAAUAAAACUA